AUGCCCGGUGAUAACAGUAGGCCCGAGGAGAAGGAGGAGAAGGACCACGGUCAUCCUAGGCUUCCUCGUCUUGCAGACAUCUCCACUCUGAGCACAUUCCUGUUCAGGGGAGAUACCUGGGAGGCAAUCGUGAAUGUCGUGAAUGUCGUAACAGAACAGAACAGGACAGAGCAGAGCAGAGAUUGGGAGAAGGAGGAAGGAGCGAUACAGAGUACGUACCCGUAG
Colletotrichum graminicola M1.001 is the source of this 225-nucleotide messenger RNA. RefSeq lists its product as uncharacterized. The coding region runs from base 1 to 225 and encodes 74 amino acids. Lineage: Eukaryota; Fungi; Ascomycota; Sordariomycetes; Glomerellales; Glomerellaceae. The record is from RefSeq and is a predicted model, not a curated record. The transcript has 2 exons.